Molecule: messenger RNA, 3507 nt
Organism: Neoarius graeffei (lesser salmon catfish)
Lineage: Eukaryota; Metazoa; Chordata; Actinopteri; Siluriformes; Ariidae
Product: E3 SUMO-protein ligase ZBED1-like
Exons: 4
Coding region: 2528-3331 (267 amino acids)
Molecular function (GO): protein dimerization activity
Source: RefSeq, a predicted model, not a curated record
AGGGUUGUGAACGAUAAACCGAUGCGACCGGAUAUUCGGUGCAUCAGUAGCAGCCUCCUCAAUCGAUACGAAUGAUCAAUGAAUUCCUAGAUGAAUCGGUUAUAGAGUCAUGGAUCGGGUAUCGCGAGACUUUGAAUCGGUUGGCGGCAUUACACACGCGCCACGUCUCUAAAACACCGCGAGAGCUGAAGCUGCCCGCGAAACGCCGGAGCUGCCGAGCUGGUAUUAGCAUGAGUGAUAAACAAGGGACGACACGGGAAAUGGAGGAGGUGGAGAACGAAAGCGUCAGCCUGACCGAAGGUGAUAAUGCACCGGGAAAGAUUUUCAACGCAUCGGGAAACAAAAAUCCAAGGUGUGGAGCGCUUUUGGGUUUUAUAAGAAGGAAGGGAAGCUCGACAGAAGCCAUGCUGUUUGUAAACUGUGCAGAGCAUCGCUGGCGCGCACUGGCAGCACUACAAAUCCCGAGCAGCAUGCGAGGAGGAAACACGGCCAAGAGUCCGGUGAGUUCAAACCCCGCAGCAACGAGCAGGAGCGGCAGCAGCAGCAGCGCACAGCCAAGAACAGGGACACCAUUUCUAACUUAUUCACCAACUCGCUCACAAUUCAGCGCCUGCUCAGGAAAUCACGGCAUCAAUAACGCGUUUUCUCGCCGAGGGAUUCUGUCCUUACAGCAGAGCUGAGUGGGAAGGAUUUCAGGAUUUGAUUCCUCCGUUAGAGCCCAGGCCUACUUGGACGUCAUGUGCGGCGGAGUCUUAUGUGACCAUCACAGCCCACCACAUCGCUCCGGAUUGGAAAUGAAAUGUUCAUGUCUUACAGACCAGGGCAUUCAAAGGAUCCCACACUGGGAAGAAUGUAGGUGCUCUGCUGAAGCAGGCCUGUGCUGACUGGAACCUUCUUGAUAAAGAGCCAGCCCUGGUAACUGACACUGCCACAAACAUGAUUUUAGCUGGUGUCGAAGCAGAGAUGAGCCCUCACCUCAUGUGCUUUGCACACACAAUAAAUCUGGCCACACAGAAAGCCUUCAAAGUGGACCCAGUAGCAAGGUUGCUGGGGAGGGUGAGGAGAGUGGUUGGCUUUUUUCGCCGCAGUGUCAGGGCAGCAGAAAUUCUACAAGACAAACAGAAACAACUGGCCUUGCCUAUCCACAAACUCAUCCAAGACGUGUCCACCCGGUGGAACAGUACCCAGAAUAUGCUUGAACGUGUACUGGAACAACAGCCUGCCAUUUCUGCUGCACUUGUGUCCAGGGAUCUCAGAAGAGGAGAAGAGAUUAAGGGUUGUUUUACAAUCAGGGUACGCAAGCUAAAAAUCACAUUUAACACUUAUUAUCUUCAAUAUCAAAAGGCUUGACUAAAUAAACUUGGUUGUUUAUUGUAGCCCUGUGAUAGUUCUAUUUACCAUGCAAAAAAAAAAAUUGGUGAUAACUUUAUUUUUGGUGAAUGUAUGGCAAUAUAUGUCAUAUUUAGCAAAAUUACUCGUGUCAUUUAGAAAAAGUGCUUUUUUGACCACAGGUAGCUCCAAAAGGGAUGCACUUAAAUCAUUCUUUAUACCAUAAAUAUUUGGUUCCAUGUCAUUGGAAACAUAGUUAAGUUUUAAUGUUGAAUGCCAGUAAGUCUCAUCUCAUCUCAUUAUCUCUAGCCGCUUUAUCCUUCUACAGGGUCGCAGGCAAGCUGGAGCCUAUCCCAGCUGACUACGGGUGAAAGGCGGGGUACACCCUGGACAAGUCACCAGGUCAUCACAGGGCUGACACAUCGACACAGACAACCAUUCACACUCACAUUCACACCUACGGUCAAUUUAGAGUCACCAGUUAACCUAACCUGCAUGUCUUUGGACUGUGGGGGAAACCGGAGCACCCGGAGGAAACCCACGCGGACACGGGGAGAACAUGCAAACUCCACACAGAAAGGCCCUCGCCGACCAUGGGGCUUGAAUCUGGACCUUCUUGCUGUGAGGCGACAGCGCUAACCACUACACCACCGUGCCGCCCAUGCCUGUAAGUUUUCAGACUAUUUUGAUCAAAUUAGUAUGUAAUUGUGUCAAAAAAUGUCCUCUCCGAGACAGCUAAUUUUUCAAUAUAAAAUAACAUAUCUAAAAUGAUUAUUUUCAUCCUAAAAUGUGGUCAAGAUAUUGGGACAUAAAUAUUAGAGACAACUAACACAAAGCUUACAGCCUUAUAUUUAAAAGCACUAUGGAAGUAGUGGAUUCUGAAUUGUCAACAAGAAGUCCUCUCCGAGAAUCACUUCAUUUGUUUCUCCCAGCCCUGCUUAAAGCUACACUUAAUCUUGUUAUAAUACAAACUAUUACACAUGCCUAUGUUCAUAUGUGUAUUAAUUUCCAGAAGUGCAGAUUUGAUAGUUUUUUUUUUUUUUAAACCAGUUUGAAUCAGUUUGAAUUUUGGACCCCUGUGACACAAACUUUGUACCCUGAUUGUAAAACAACCCUUAACACUCUUAAGGACAAAGACUUCUGUGAUAUUGAAGACAUUGUCAAGCUGAUUGUGCCGGUUAAACUUGUGACCACCAGCAUGUGUGAAGACAAGCGGCCCACACUCUCAGUGAUUUCCCCUGUCAGAGCUAAGCUUAAAAAGAACUUUGAACCAUCAGAUGAAGACUCGGUGGUAAUCAGAGAGAUGAAACAAGCAUUCAGAAAUGACUUGGAGAAGCGCUACACCGGCCUGGAUGAUCUCUUCUACACUGCAGCAGCUCUGGACCCCCGCUUCAAAUCUCUGCCCUUCCUGACGGACCAUGAUGCUGAGCGGACGUUCACAAGCAUAACAGCAGAAGCUACAUCCCUGCAUAACAAGACAACAGGGGAUCCAGUCCAGAGAGACCCACUGCAGAGAAAUCCAUGUCAGACUGAACCUGCCCUUGGAGAUCUGGACAUCAGCAGUGAUGCACCCCAGAACCAAGAUAAGCCAGAAGAUGAUGACCCUCCUGUCAAAAAGAAGAAAAUGUCAGCGUUGGACCAGCUGUUGGGAAAAGACUUUGAAGUGAGGAUGGCAGCUACAUCUGUAAGAGACAAGGCCAGUGAAGAAGUCAAGAGGUACAGAGAGCGUGAUCUGUUGCCCCUGCAAAAAAACCCACUACAGUGGUGGAAAGAGCAGCAGGACUUGCCACUGCUGUCAUCUCUCGCUAAAAGACACCUCUGCAUCCCGGCCACCAGUGUGGCAUCUGAACGGGUGUUCAGUACUGCGGGAGACAUUGUUUCCACAAAACGUAGUCUGCUCAAACAUGAGCAUGUGGAUCAGUUGAUUUUCCUUAAAAAAAAUCUGCCCUCCAACAAAACAGAGGACAGUGAUGAUGAAAAUGCACAGGCAUCGUGUAAGUGAACUACUUUGCUGCUUUUUGACCUGGGAAAUGGCACCUCACACACAGUAGUUUGAUUUAUUUUAUACAUGUGUAUUUCAUCUCAUCUCAUUAUCUCUAGCCGCUUUAUCCUUCUACAGGGUCGCAGGCAAGCUGGAGCCUAUCCCAGCUGACUACGGGCGAAAGGCGGGGUACACCC